This is a messenger RNA of Naumovozyma dairenensis CBS 421, 2061 nucleotides long. RefSeq lists its product as uncharacterized. The transcript has a single exon. The record is from RefSeq and is a predicted model, not a curated record. Bases 1 to 2061 code for a protein of 686 amino acids. Lineage: Eukaryota; Fungi; Ascomycota; Saccharomycetes; Saccharomycetales; Saccharomycetaceae.
AUGAUCUCGUUUUAUACAUAUUGUGCUUUAGUGCUCCCAUUAAUACCCAAUUUAGCUUUAGGGUUGGAUAUUUCAAGAAAUGUUACACUUGCUGGUUCAAGUUCGUACCAAGAUGGCGUUAGCGUGGCUAAAGGUAGUACAUUUUCCCUUGUAGAUGGUUCUUCCGCUGAUAUCAGUGGUGAUUUAAGUAUUGAAGGGACCAUUUGUCUUGGUUCUUACCAGGAUACUUCUAGCAAUAUGGACGUUUCCGUUUCCGCGGGAUCUGUUUCUAACUCAGGAUCUAUAGUUAUUAAUCCAAAGGGUUCUGCUAAGUUAGAUUUCGGUAGUUUCCAAAAUCUUGGAUACAUUGCAAUAACUUCUGGAACACAAGAUACAGAAACUUUCUCAGCUCAGCAGAACUUUAAUAAUCAAGGUCAAAUGUAUUUUGGUACAAGUGGUCCUUUAGAGAUUGAAGGUCCAAGUUCUGGUAUUGAAAACAGUGGUACACUAGCGUUCGUUGGCAAUACUAUUACAUUUAAAACUGGUAUUACUGGGGAUGGUUGUAUGUCUUUACAACAAUCAACUACCCUUAAUGUAGAUAUGGAUAGUAGUUUGGAACCUACAAUCUGGUUCGGAGAUGACAACUCAAAUACAUUAAUUCUAAACGGUAAACAACAAAAUACCCCAACAAUCAAAGGGUUUGGUGGUUCUAACACUAUUGUCCUCAACAUAACUACUGCAUCAAACAGCACAUCAACUCCGGCAUUAAGUUACGAUGGUAAUACAGGUAUUUUGACUGUAAGUGGUGCUUCCACAGUUAAAUUGGAUAUUGGUACUGGUUACGAUUCAUCUUCCUUCACAGUGAGUGGCAGCAGCGGUAUAAAUGGUGUUCCCGAUGGGACUGCAGUCGUUGGUUAUAAUUCCAAUGCACCAGAUUCAAAUCAACCAUCUUCCUGUCAAACCGUCUCAGAGACUCCAAUGAGCUCUUGUGUUGUUGACUUUACUAUCCCAGAUCCUAUCACAACUUCUGUUGUCUCUGGCGAUGCAACAGUUUCUGAGGUUAUUUCAUACUAUUCUACUACCGAAUCGGACGGAUUUGCAGCAACUGCAACAACAAUUUCUAUUAUUGAAGUAUCGUCAAGUUCGUCAAUUGCAUCCUCCAGUUCCAUUCUUAAGUCUUCGUCUAGUUCUGUUGCUUCAUCUUCUAGUUCAAUCAUAAUCGAACCUUCCUCAAGUUCCAUUGAAAAAUCGUCCAGUUCAGUUUCCAAGUCAUCCUCUAUAAUACUUUCUUCUUCAUUUAGUUCAUCAAGCAAGUCAUCAAGUGUUGCUGCUCAAUUAUCUUCAAACACAAUCCCUUCUUCUUCUAGCUCGGUUGUCGAACAAACUUCAAGUUCUGCUGUUCCACAAGCUUCAAAUUCUGCUGUUCCACAAGCUUCAAGUGCUGACGUUCCACAAGCUUCAAGUUCUGUCGUCCAACAAGCUUCAAGUUCUGACAUUCAACCAGCUGUGAGUUCUAUCGCUGAAUCUAGCGGCAUUUUUGAAGCAUCUUCUUCCGAUGUCGUUUCUGAACAAUCUUCAUCAAAUGGCGAAGCUGUUCAAAUAGAAUCUUCAUCCACUUCAUCCACUCCUGCAUCAACCCCUCUGACCUCGUUAAACAAUGAACUUGCAGAAUCAAGUUCCGUUAACGAAUCGCCUGUUGGUAUUCCUCAAAGUUCAUCCAAGGAGCAAUAUGUUUCAAGCGAAGAUGAAACUCCUGUUCCUGUUAGUUCAGAAGCUCAACCUGUCUCAACUUCAACUGUUGAAGCUCAAAGUAGUCAAGAGCUGCCAAAUAUUGAAAACGUAUCCUCCGUUAUCGAAUCUAUAAACCAAACACUUGAAAACCAAGCUGCAACUAUGGCCGAAUUGGAUGCUUAUGAAGGAAACUUAGCUCUCUCAGACCCAUGUGUCUCUUUUACCACAGAAUAUAUAAGAGGUACUACUUAUACAACAGAAUAUUCUCUUAUUACUGGCUCCUACACAGAAACUGUGACACUAUCGACAUCCUUAAAGACCUAUAUCAUCAAAGCUAGUUCCACAGCUUAA